Molecule: messenger RNA, 2757 nt
Organism: Linnemannia hyalina
Lineage: Eukaryota; Fungi; Mortierellomycota; Mortierellomycetes; Mortierellales; Mortierellaceae
Source: the annotation of a GenBank genome assembly
AUGGAUCCUGUUGCCGUUUCCUCCUCCGCUGCCUCUGCUGAUUCUACCUCGGCCAACACCAUCACCAAUAAUAACAGCAGCAACGGAACUGGUCGCAAGGGACAACCCCCCAAACGUGGCGGUGUUCGUAACAACAACCAACAAAAAGGCUCCCAGUCAGACUCAGCAACAGCUCCUAAGCCUAAACGUCAGGAUGGUCGCAACAAGAAGGACAAGGAUUCCACAGCUGCUGGAUCUGCUCCCAACCCAAGAGCACCCAGGACCAUUGCUGCCACAGACCCGAUCGAUCUCCAGGCGGGCAGGGAGGCCUCUGCCGAUGCUGAGAACAGCGCCACUACAAUAACUACUACUACUCCUCCUCCUGUUGCUGAGGAUGGUGCUGAACACUCGUGCUUCAUCUGCACAGAGAAUAUUGUCAUCUUUGCCGUCUCUGACUGUAACCAUCGCACCUGCCAUCUCUGCUCCCUCCGACUGCGCGCCCUCUACAAGACCAAGAACUGCGCUUACUGCAAGGCUGAUCAAGGAGUGAUGAUCUUUACGAGACACCCAGAAAAGUCUUUCCAGGACUACAACUUGAAGUCGAUGGCAUACUAUGAUCGCAAGCUGAACAUCUACUUUGAGGAUCAGGAGAUGUACGAGGACACGAUGGUCUUGUUGAGGUUCAACUGCCCCGAUCCCACCUGUGAAGUCGCUUGCCCCGAGGGUUGGAACCAGCUCAAGUCUCACGUCAAGAAGGUCCACAAACUAAUGCUCUGUGACCUGUGUGUCCGCCACAAGAAAGUGUUUGCCCACGAACACAACCUGAUGACAGCCUCACAACUGAUGAAGCACUUCAGGAGCGGCGACUCUGGACAGGCCAACCAAAACUCGGCCGAGCCCUCAGGCUUCAGGGGCCAUCCCGAGUGCGGCUUCUGCAAGGAAAGCUUCUACGGCGACGAUGAGUUGUUUGAACAUUGCAAGAAGAACCACGAACAGUGCUUCCUUUGUCUCCGACGGAAUGUCCGCCACCAAUACUAUGACAAGUAUCUCGACCUUGAGCGGCAUUUGCAUUCAGAGCAUUACGCGUGUAUGGACCCAGAAUGCUUGGAGAAAAAGUUUGUGGUGUUUGAUUCCGAUCUGGACCUGAAGGGCCACGAGGCCGAGAUGCAUCCCAACACGACACACGGCCAGAGAACCCGGCUUCGGGACGCCAGAAAGAUCGACAUCAGCUUCAACUAUCAGUCUGCUAGCGAGAACUCGAACGCUCGUCGUGGUGGUCGUAACAACAACAAUAACAACAACAACCGCCAACAAGGCCGCAACAGCAACCGGGAACCAGAAGUCCCAGCACAGCCUCAGCUCACACCCCACCAGAUCCAGCAGAUUGCGCUUCAGCAGCAGAUGGCAGAGGAGCACGAAAGACGUCAAAACAGCGAGAAUGCUGAUGCUGCUCGUGAAGGUCUUGCAGAUCUCUCCCUCGACUCAGUACCUCAGCAAAAAUCAAUGCUGCGGACGCGACCACCAGCAGGCUUUGGUACUACUUUGUCCGAGCCCGCGCCUAUCCGCCCUCAGAGCUCGUCGACCUCUGCCGCAGCCCGUGUUGCCGCUAACAUCCAGCGGACAUCUAGCCCCAUGCGCGUCAACUCUCCUGUUGUCGUCUCGCAGUCCAGCUCGGACUGGCCUGCUGUCACUGGAGCUGGUUCUGCCGCUGUCAACACGCCAUCUCUCCGUCCCAAAUCCUCUGCCACCGCCACAGGUGGUGGCCCUGUGUCGACUGAUACCUUGAGCAAGCACAGCGCAUUGCAGGAGCGUGUCCAACAGUAUCUUCAAGGAACAAGUGGAUCAUUAUCCCAGUUCAGGACAUUAACAACACAAUACCGCAACUCGCAGAUACCAGGCAACCAAUAUGUCGCAUCGCUGUCGUCCUUGUUUGGGAAUGAUAUAGACAAGACUGGCAAGGUGAUCCAGGGUCUGUACGAUGUCUUGGACUCUGAAAGCAAGAAGGCCGAGAUCAUGCGUGUCUGGCGUGACCAUAAGACUGUGCAGAGCCAGUUCCCCUCGUUGGAAUCGACCUCUUCCCCUACAAUGGCGGACAUUGCGACGCCAUCGACCCGCCGAGUCCUGGUGAUCAAGUCGUCUGGAACGACCCGCGGUGGUCUCGGUCAUGCGAAGCCCAAGUCCACGAGUACAUGGGAUCGCGCCGCCGCAGCAGCGGCCUCGUCGUCAUCACCCAACAGGACAAACUCGCCAGGAGGGUUCCGGUCAACGGCAACCCCUGUGUUUUACCCGACCCCGCAGUUGAACUCGUCGUCGGCCUCUGUCUGGACGACUCCUCAAGCCUCGGAUGAUACCUACACCGAGCCAGUGUUCACCCCUGUGGCCAGCAAGAGUACCAGCUCUAGCCAACGCAAUGCCAACAGUAACAGUAGCAGUAACCUUGCUGGAUUGGGAGGAUCAGCAUCGUGGGCAGGAAUCCCCCAGACGACCACCUCGAGCUCGUCAGCUCCCCAGUUCCGCCCCUCGACUGGCAACUAUGGUCGCCCCGUUGCAGCAGCUGAUCAGUUCCCCUCGCUUGUCAGCCAGGCCCCUGUUGGCCUCAAGCCUUCGUUCGGUUUGUUGCCGAUGAAGAAGAGCCGCAGCCAGACUGGGCAGGACGAGCCUAAUGGGUGGGUGAGCGGCUGGAACAACCUGACGGCGGCGGCGGACCAAGAGGAGGAGGAGUCUUCGACGGGCAAGAAGAAGAAGAACAAGAAGAAGAUUCUCUUCCAUGUCGGUUAA